AAAUACAAAUACUCAGAAGAAACUAUGUCUGCUCUUGGAGUUUCUUCCAAGUUAAGACAGCCAGCUGUAGGAUCAAAGCCAAUUCAUACAGCCCUACCUAUACCACAAGUUGGCAGGACUGUGUCACAACAGUAUCCGUCAAGGACUCUGGAGCAUACAAGGGCAGAUAAGUCAAUGAAUCCUUGUCAGCUCACAUUAAAAUCAUCUUGCGAUUUUGAAGAGAAGAAAACUUUCCAAGGAAAUGUCAAGGAUCCUGACGACAGAAAGAUUUACACCGACUGGGCAAAUCACUACCUAGCAAAGUCCGGCCAUAAACGGCUGAUCAAGGAUUUGCAACAGGACGUCGCAGACGGGGUGCUGCUUGCCGAAAUCAUCCAGAUCAUCGCAAAUGAGAAAGUUGAAGAUAUCAAUGGCUGUCCAAAGAGCCAAUCACAAAUGACUGAAAAUGUUGACGUCUGUCUAAACUUCCUAGCAGCAAGAGGAAUCAAUGUGCAAGGUCUCUCUGCAGAAGAAAUAAAGAAUGGAAAUCUGAAAGCCAUUUUGGGGCUGUUUUUCAGUCUAUCACGCUUCAAACAGCAACAGCAUCAGCAGCAGCAGUAUUAUCAGUCACUGGUGGAGCUUCAGCAGCACGUCAGUCACUCCUCCACACCUGCAGAGGGCAGUCAGCCAAAAACGCAACAAGAUAUGCAGUCCAGUCUGACAGCCAGAUAUGCAACUCAGUCUAAUCACAGUGGAAUUGCAACCAGUCAAAAAAAGGCUACUAGACUUCCAGGACCUUCCAGGGUGCCAGCUGCGGGCAGCAGUACCAAGGGUCAGGGAACAGCUAAUUUAAAUCGAAGAAGUCAGAGCUUUAAUAGCAUCGACAAAAAUAAACCACCUCAUUAUGCAAAUGGAAAUGAAAAAGAAUCACCUAAAGGCCCCCAGCAGCCAGCAGGCAUGAAUGGAAAUGUGCAAUACCCCACAAGCUCUGGUCAGCAAGUGGUCUCUGCCAUACCCUCUCCAAGUGCAAGUAAGCCUUGGCGCAGCAAAUCCAUGAAUGUUAAGCACAGUGCCACUAAUACCAUGUUAUCUGUAAAGCAGCCCAGCCCCGCAACCUCACCCACACCAUCUUCAGACAGAUUAAAGCCACCUCUAUCAGAAGGAGUUAAAACAUCAUCAUCGGGGCAAAAAUCAAUGCUUGAAAAGUUUAAACUGGUCAACACUAGGGUCGCUUUGAGAUCCCAGUCUUCAUCCAAUGAGGUCAUUAAAGAGGACGAGGCCUUAUUAGAAUGUGGGGAAAAUGAAGAUGGUUCAACAUUUAGCAGCCCUAAAGUGUCACCCAAAUUGACUCCCCCCAAAGCCGGAAGCAAAAGUAUCAGCAAUAAAAAGUGUUUGCCCCAACCGAAAGAAAAAGAAGACAAAAGCAAAGACAACAAAAGCAAAUCAAACAGUGAAAAAUCUGCUAAAGAAGAAAAAGAACAGACCUCUGAAGGAUCAAAAAAGAGUUCAAAAAUUGCAAGCUUGAUUCCCAAAGGAAAUAAAUCUGUCGCGGUUAAAAAGGAAAGUUUGAUACCUUUAUCUAGUGGGAUACCAAAACCUGGAUCAAAAGUGCCUGCAGCAAAGCAGACCACCCCUCCAGGUCCUGCAGUUGCAAAAGAGCCAGAAAAAAAUAGGACUACAAAAGGGAGCCAGACCCAGUCACCGCAAAAAAAUGUGUCAUGUGAGAAAGCAAGUACGCCCUCAGAAGCAAAGGUACCCACUUCGUCCACAAUCCAUCCUGCCUCAACAGGCACAGCUGGUGCUAGCGUCCAGUUCACAGGGAAUGGAGCCGUUCAGCUCCCUCAACAGCAGUACACACACCCCAAUACUGCUACCGUGGCACCUUUCAUCUACAGAGCGCACUCAGAAAAUGACAGCAGUGCUUUACCACCUGCUGACUCUUGUACUAGCCCCACCAAAAGUGAAUCAUCGUACAGUAAGACCGCCAAACAGUGCCUGGAGGAGAUAUCUGGAGAAGACCCAGAGACACGGAGAAUGAGAACUGUGAAGAAUAUUGCUGAUCUGAGACAAAACCUGGAAGAAACGAUGUCAAGUUUACGUGGGACUCAAAUAAGUCACAGCACACUGGAAACAACAUUUGAUAGCACUGUGACAACUGAAGUAAGUGGGAGAAGCUUACCAAGCCUAACAAGCCGCUCUUCUACAAUGACAUGGAGACUUGGCCAAAACAGUCCUAGACUACAAGCAGGCGAUGCUCCGUCUUUGGUUGGUGCUUAUCCUCGAAGUGGUACAGGACGCUUCAUACACACAGAUCCCUCACGUUUCAUGUACACCACUCCUCUACGCCGUGCUGCCGUAUCUCGUCUUGGAAACAUAGCACAAGUUGAAAUGGGUGAAAAAGGAACCCAUGAUCUUGAUAUAUCAUCAGAGGUGGAUGUGGGAGGAUACAUGAGUGAUGGAGACAUUCUUGGGAAGAGUCUUAGGACUGAUGAUAUCAAUAGCGGGUAUAUGACAGAUGGAGGUCUAAACCUGUACACCAGAAGUCUUAACCGAAUCCCCGACCUUGUCAAUUCUCGGGAUGUCAUCCAUAGAGGCGUGCAUGAUGUCACAGUGGAUGCAGACAGUUGGGAUGACAGUAGCUCUGCUAGCAGUGGCCUUAGUGACACCCUUGAUAAUCUCAGUACAGAUGAUUUAAAUACAACAUCUUCUGUCAGUUCCAAUAUGGUGUCUCCGAGAAAGAGUAGUCAAGCACAGUUGAAGACAGACUCUGAAAAGCGCUCAUUGGCAGAUCCUGAGUCAUGGUGCACUGAUGAGUUGAAGAAACAAGAGGAAGAAUAUGAACUGACAGCAGACAUGGGUGGCAAAUGGAAAGGCCAUCAGUCUGGGCUGUCUGAAGAGUCAGAAAAAGGUGGUCAAAAAUCUAUGUCCAUCUCUCAGACUGGUUCAUGGAGGAGAGGCAUGACAGCUCAAAUUGGGACCUCGUCAUCAAGACAUAAAUCUGGAAGCAGCUCGCUUAAAACACCAGGUAAAACAGAUGAUGUGAAAGCUUCUGAGAAAGUAAAAACACCCCUUAAAGGUGGAUCUCUCCAGCGCUCGCCUUCUGAUGCUGGUAAAAGCAGUGGUGAUGAAGGGAAAAAACCUCCUUCUGGAAUAGCAAGGCCCACUGCUACUGGGUCUUUUGGUUUCAAGAAGGCUGGUUCUUCUAACAUAACUGGAAGUGGAGUAACUAUAACAAGUGGAUCAGCAACGCUGGGGAAAAUGCCUAAAUCAGCUGCUAUUGGUGGAAAAGGAGCUGGGAGAAAAACAAGUUUUGAUGGCUCUCAGAAUCAAGAUGAUGGGGUCUUACUGGCAAAUACAAAGGCUGCCCUACAGUACCGUAGUUUACCUCGUCCUUCAAAGUCAAACACUAGCGGUAUUCCAGGCAGAGGUGGACAUAGGUCCAGCACAAGUAGUAUUGAUUCCAAUGUCAGUAGCAAAUCAGCAGGUCCUUCUGGCACCAAACUAAGAGAACCGUCCAAGAUUGGCUCUGGCCGUUCCAGCCCUGUCACCAUUAAUCAGACAGACAAGGAGAAGGAGAAAGUAGCAGUGUCAGAUUCAGAAAGUGUUUCCUUAUCAAGCUCUCCCAAAUCAAGUCCGACAUCAGCCAGUGCCUGUAAUACCCAAGGACUUAGACAGCCGGGAUCCAAAUAUCCUGAUAUCGCCUCUCCCACAUUUCGGAGGUUGUUUGGUGCAAAAGCCGGAAACAAAGCCUCUUCUGCUGCUAGUACUGAUGGUGUUAAGUCCACGGCUGUGGUGUCUAGUUCCAGUAACCCCUCUUUAGCCAGACAAGGCAGUUUGGAUUCUCCUUCAUCAGGUACAGGAAGCAUGGGGAGUGCCGGAGGACAAAGUGGCAGCAGCAGCCCUCUCUUCAACAAACCCACCGAGUUAACACCUGACGUUAUAAGUUUAGGGCAAUCUUUGGCCUCCAGUCCUGCAUCCGUUCAUUCCUUUGCUUCAGGUGGGCAAGUAUGGACAGCUAAUCUAAGCAGCUCUUCUGCUGGAAGCAAGGACACCCCCAGCUACCAGUCAAUGACAAGCCUCCACACCAGCUCAGAAUCUAUUGACUUGCCGCUAAGUCACCAUAGUUCACUUUCUGGCCUGACAACCAGUACCCAGGAACUUCAAAGCAUGCUUAUGAGGACGGGGAGUGUGAGGUCUACACUUUCAGAAAGGAGUUACCUUUACUUUAACAGUUUGCAUCUUGACCGAAAUACACUACCUAAAAAGGGACUAAGGUACACUCCAUCAUCUCGGCAGACAAGUCAGGAAGAAGGCAAGGAGUGGUUGCGAUCUCAUUCAACUGGAGGUUUACAAGACACAGGUAGCCAGUCUCCACUGGUCUCACCGUCAGGCAUAUCAUCUUCUGCAAAUGGAAAAUAUCAUUAUUCCAAUUUGGUAAGUCCAACCAACCUAUCACAGUUUAACAUUCCUGGCCCGAGCAUGAUGAGAUCGAACAGCAUUCCAGCCCAAGACACUUCCUUUGAGUUAUAUGAAGACUCCCAGCUGUGUGGAAGUGCCACUUCACUUGAGGACAGGCCAAGAGCAAUCAGCCACUCAGGUUCCUUCCGGGACAGCAUGGAGGAAGUACAUGGAUCUUCAUUAUCACUGGUUUCCAGCACAUCAUCACUUUAUUCUACGGCUGAAGAGAAGGCACAUUCCGAGCAAAUACAGAAACUGAGAAGAGAGUUAGUUGCUUCACAAGAAAAAGUUGCUACUCUAACAUCCCAGCUUUCAGCUAAUUCUCAUUUGGUGGCAGCUUUUGAAAAGAGCUUAGGAAAUAUGACUGGAAGACUGCAAAGCCUUACAAUGACAGCUGAACAAAAGGAAUCAGAACUAAUUGAGCUGAGAGAAACAAUUGAAAUGUUAAAGGCCCAGAAUUCUGCAGCCCAAGCUGCCAUCCAAGGAGCGCUCAAUGGCUCCAACCACUCUGACAAAGAUAUGCGGAUAAGAAGACAGCACUCCUCAGAAAGUGUUUCUAGUGUCAAUAGUGCUACAAGUCAUUCUAGUAUUGGCAGUGCCAAUGAUAUCGACUCCAAGAAAAAGAAGAAGAAAAAUUGGUUGCGAAGUUCUUUCAAACAAGCUUUUGGCAAGAAAAAGUCAAACAAACCAUCUUCACAUUCAGACAUUGAAGAACUUACUGAUUCAUCUGUGCCAUCAUCACCGAAAUUACAGCAUAAUUCACAUGAUGCAGGAUCGUCCUCAAUGAAAGGAUCGCAGUCCAGCUCAGAGAUAUGUGAAUGCACGGAGGCUGAAGCCGAAAUUAUCUUGCAGUUAAAGGGCGAGCUGAGAGAGAAGGAGCUGAAGCUAACAGACAUACGCCUGGAGGCUCUUAGCUCAGCACAUCACCUUGACCAAAUCAGGGAAGCAAUGAACCGAAUGCAGAAUGAGAUCGAAAUACUGAAAGCCGAGAAUGAUAGGUUAAAGGCAGAAACCAGCACUCCAGGAAAAAUGGCAAGGCCUUCCUCUGAAUCUUCAAGCAGUACUUCCUCUUCUUCUUCAAGACAGUCGCUAGGGCUUUCUCUAAAUAACUUGAACAUUGCAGAAACGGUUUCAACGGAUAUAAUAUUGGAGGAUAUUCGGGACGGCACAUUCCUUAAGGAAGGACGCAGUGUUAAAAUUGUCAUCUCCAUUAAUAAAGGAUAUGGGCGGUCAAAGGAUGCAAAAAGCAACUUAUAUUUAAUAGGAUCAAUAGGAGUGAGUGGGAAGACCAAAUGGGAUGUUCUAGAUGCGGUUAUCAAACGUCUCUUUAAGGAGUACAUUUACCGUGUGGAUCCUGCUGCUAAUUUAGGCUUAACCUCUGAUUCAAUCACCAGUUACUGUAUAGGUGAUUUGGUUAGAGGAAAUAAUACAGAAGUGCCUGAAAUGUUACCCUGCGGUUACUUAGUAGGAGACAAUAACAUAAUCACUGUGAACCUUAAAGGUGUAGAAGAAAACAGUUUAGACAGUUUUGUGUUUGAUACCCUCAUUCCGAAACCAAUUAGUCAGCGUUACUUUAAUUUACUGAUGGAACACCACAGGAUUAUAUUAUCUGGACCCAGCGGCACAGGAAAAACAUAUCUGGCUAACAGACUAGCUGAAUAUGUGAUAAAUAAAAGUGGCAGGAAGAAAAUUGAGGAAGCAAUUGCAACCUUUAAUGUGGACCACAAAUCAAGCAAAGAAUUGCGGCAGUACCUUGCCAGUCUUGCGGACCAGUGCAGUGCUGAUAAUGACAAAGACCUCCCACUGGUGGUAAUCCUGGAUAAUCUUCAUCAUAUUGGAUCCCUGAGUGACAUAUUCAAUGGAUUUCUGAACUGCAAGUACAGUAAAUGCCCAUAUAUUAUUGGGACAAUGAAUCAAAGUAUUUCUUCCUCGCCGAAUUUAGAGUUACACCACAAUUUCAGGUGGGUUCUAUGUGCUAACCAUACUGAUCCAGUUAAAGGAUUUCUUGGAAGGUACUUGAGAAGGAAAUUGAUUGAAACAGAGAUAGAAAAAAAUAUGAGAAACAAUGAACUUGUCAAAAUCAUCGAGUGGAUUCCAAAGGCAUGGCAUCAUCUCAAUAGCUUUUUGGAAACACACAGUUCCUCUGAUGUGACUAUUGGACCUCGCCUUUUUCUUUCUUGCCCAAUGGAUGUGGAUGGGGCUAGAGUAUGGUAUACAGAUCUCUGGAACUAUUCAGUAAUUCCAUAUCUGCUAGAGGCCGUGAGAGAAGGACUUCAGAUGUUUGGAAAAAGAGCCCCCUGGGAAGAUCCAUCCAAGUGGGUAUUAGACACAUUCCCCUGGAACAGCACUACAUUGCAGCAUGACUGUCCAGCCUUGCUACAGCUUAGGCCAGAAGAUGUAGGAUAUGAUGGGUAUGCCACUGCCAAAGAGGGAACUUCUUCCAAAAGUGUUUCUGAGAGUGAAAAAGAAGGCGAUCCAUUGAUGAGCAUGUUAAUGCGGCUCCAAGAAGCAGCCAAUUUCUCAAGUGCACAAAGCUGUGACAGUGAUAGCACAAGCCACCAUGAUGACAUAUUGGAUCCUUCUCUUGAAUCAACUCUCUAGAGAAGCAAUCACAGAAGGCAAAAGUCAUUUUUAGAUCACUGCCUCUCCAAAUGCAGCACACGUGGGCUUCAGUGUGAAGAGAAGGUGCUGGUAGGCAGAUGAGUCGUUUCUGAAAAGGUGGAAAAUCAAAGCGUAGAGCUUGAAUGAAUUUAAUUUCAGAUCAUUUUAACAUCAGCCGACUAGAGAGUGUCUCCAUUAGUCAACUGGAAAGGGCCCAAGACAGAGGGCAAGCGAGCAGAUUGCACAUUUGUUAGCCAAACUGGAAUUACUUUGUUUUUGGUUUAUAAAACGUUUACAGCACAGAUGUGUGUAUAAUGUGUUAUUUUGUUUUAUUAUAUACUGUAUCAAUAGUUGAGUGUUUUUAAUUCACUUCAAACCUCUGAUGUACUGCGUAGUGCAGGUCACAUGGCAACAUUAGCGUGAUUGUUGUGUACAGCCUCCAUACUAGAUCAAAAUGAAUGAUCCUCAGAAAAAUAAAAAGCACACAAUGUAUUGUGCAGCUACCAGAAAAUCUACUGUGAUAUACUGGAAAAAGUGCCAAUUUAAAUUCAGAACUGCCAUGCUCACAAUGAGGAACUCACUCGGUCAUAACACGAUUGAUCAACCACCUGCCCACCCACCUAAACCAUUUUAUAUGAAGUAUUAACGAUUCAAGGCUUUCUUUUAAAUUUCACACGUCUGAGUCUAGUGAGUUAAGAAAGAAUAACAUUUCUAUGGUGCUCUCUCACUGCCUUAAAAAGUAUAUCUCAUAGUAUUACAGUCAAAACCAUUGAUGUCAUAUGCUGCAUUUAUUUGACAUUUACCAUGAAAUGUGACGCUUAGCACAGUAACCACGCAUUUCGCUUGAUUUUGCGGUGGUUUUAUCAAGAAACAGCAAUUACGACGCGAUGUGGAAUUAUUUUCUUCUUGUUAGUGUAUUUAUUUUGUUAAUCUUAGAAAUACAGGUAAAAUAGCACAUUUUUACAAUCACUUCACAAUGGAAACAGGUGGUUUUAAAUAGAAUUCCCUUUUUUUUUCUUAAGCAUUCUCAAAGUAUAAAUGUUUUAAAUGAAUUACCAGCAGAGCUGGGAGCACUUGACAAAGCAUGAGCACAAAUAUUUUAUUUUUCUUUCCUCCCCUCCUCCUUGCGAUUUUAGGCAUGUUUAAAUUUCUCCUCUUGUAAAUGGGGUUCUGCGGUGUCAAAUACAAAUGAAGCAGUGUAGAGUUUUUAUUAUUAAAUGGGUUGGUUUUGCACAGUCUACUGGGUGGGUGUUGUAAAUAAUUAGCAAUGACGAGACUAAAAAUGCCUUGCACCAGUUCAAUACGAUCAAAAAAAACAAA
This is a messenger RNA of Spea bombifrons (plains spadefoot toad), 8358 nucleotides long. RefSeq names its product neuron navigator 3 (gene NAV3). NCBI's taxonomy places the organism in Eukaryota, Metazoa, Chordata, Amphibia, Anura, Pelobatidae. Gene Ontology annotation, molecular function: ATP hydrolysis activity; protein binding; ATP binding. Gene Ontology annotation, biological process: neurogenesis; nervous system development. The record is from RefSeq and is a predicted model, not a curated record. The transcript is spliced from 38 exons. The coding region runs from base 25 to 7038 and encodes 2337 amino acids.